GAACAAUAAUCAACAAGGAAUUCCUGUGGUGUUUGUUUACCAGGUGAUCUUAUAUGGUGGGUUGGCUAAAUGAACCAAAGCACUUAGCUGACUGUGAAUUCAGUUUUGAGACUGAGAUGUCACCUUACAGGGCUCUAUGGUAACAUUUUGUUCCAUGGAGCACACUCAAGCUGCUGGGGUAGCCUAUUGCCUAGUGGCCAAGGUACAACACUGGGACCCGCAAGGUCGGUACUUCCUGCUACAGCAGGAAGCAAUACCUCCCUGCUGUGUAGAUGGUGCUUCAGCACUUGAGUAAAUGCUCCAGCUCAGUAUUGCCUGAACUCCAUGGCCCUUCUGCAGCUCAAACGGAGCCUCACAUUCACGACUAAAGAGCAUGGGAACUGUAGGGCGAUUGCUGUUGACAAAGGAGUCAGUUUUUAAUUCAACAAGUAAAACCAGCAAGUAUUCUUCUCCAGAAUACUGGAGACUCCACAGAAGAAGCUUCCAUAGUCUGGUAGCCACACUGUUUCUGGCAGGCGGUUCUGGUCAUGGUUGUCCAGUGUGAGCUGGAGUGUAUAUGAAAAAGAGUGAGAAUUUGAGAAGCAUUAUCAUGGAAGAGCUGAUAUGUGGUCACUGUGUGUAUUUUGGGAUGGUCUUGGUUUUUUUAAUCAUUCCCUUUUUAGGCCCCCUUUUGGACGAGGCUGACUUGGGAGAGAGUCCACCACACGAGCCCACAUUUUGUUUCCCAAAAUCAGAAUUUCUUGGAAAGGGAAUGAUGCCGGUCAGGCCAGUAACUUCUUUACACUUCUAGAGCAUUCCAGCAAAAAUUGAAAUGGAAAGGAGAUGUGGCAAUUUUAGGAUGGCGAUUUACACAUCAAUGCAACGCCCACCAGUUAUACGCGCAUGGCUUGUGCAGGAAGACCGCUAGUCCCUGCUUAACCAGAGACGAGCAGAAACCAGAUAAAGGUGGACUUGGUGGAUGAGAACUUCACAGAGCUAAAGGGGGAGAUAGCGGGACCCCCGGACACGCCAUAUGAAGGUGGUAGAUAUCAACUAGAAAUUAAAAUUCCGGAAACGUAUCCAUUUAACCCUCCAAAGGGCUGCUGCCAUGACGCUGCGCACGGUGCUCUUAUCGCUACAGGCUCUGCUGGCGGCAGCGGAGCCAGACGACCCUCAGGACGCAGUCGUGGCCAAUCAGUAUAAGCAGAACCCAGAAAUGUUCAAACAGACGGCUCGACUGUGGGCACACGUGUACGCCGGAGCGCCCGUCUCCAGUCCCGAAUACACCCGCAAAAUAGACAAACUGUGUGCCAUGGGCUUCGACAAAAACGCAGUAAUAGUGGCCUUGUCUUCAAAAUCGUGGGACGUGGAGACGGCAACAGAGCUGCUGCUUAGCAACUGAGUCCCCCCUCCAUGGCUGCAUCACUAGGCUUGAACACACAACCCAACCCGCCCCCCAUCCGACCUCCAGUCUCUACCUGCCCCAAACCCUUAUUCCUCCUCUCCUCCCAACCACGCUCCAAAACCCAUCACACCGCUGGGCCUCCAGUCAUCCCUGACCCCCCAUUCCAGCAGUCCUCACCCUCUGGCUCCUCCAUUUUACCUUCAGAUCUAUGGUUCUUACUUUUUUAAAGAAUACAUGUACGUUCCCUUUUAAACAGAGAAUGAAAUGCACCUGAGUGCUGUCCAGCUGAAAACUGAGACUGGGGGAUGAAAAUGUUUUGGAAAUACCCAAGAAAAAAGUUAAUCUGUAAAUAAAGGUAUUAAAAGUGUAAAUUAAAAGGAAAAAAAGACAUGGGGAAAAUACUUUUACUCUUUCUUAAUACUGUAAAAUUGCCCUGAAUUUGAGCUGUGCUUAUGAUGAUCAUAAUGAUGAAGACAAUGUGGCCUAUAGGUUUAUUUUUAAGUGAUAUAAACGCGAGUGUUGUCCUGUGACAGGAUUGGGGAUGUUCCUCUGUUUUGGGCUGCGGAGCUGUACGGUGGCCACAGUGGUAUUGGGCUUGUGGGCCGGGGCGGGGGGUUGGUGAGAGGCAGCUCGGAUAUCUUACCUUCAUCUGUAACGACACAUGCACACAGAAACCUCAUCAGUCUGCUCGGCCAGAUGACGUGGUGAAAGCGAAGGCCGUAUGUAUUAAUGCUAUAUUUGUAUUAUGGAUUCCCCUCUCAUUGCAUCUCUUGUACAGGUAUACAGGCUGGAUUGUACAGUAUUAGUCAUUUAAAUGCCUUUUUUUUUUUUUUCUUGGAAAUUCAGUGAAUGGUAAAAUGAAGAGUGGAACUCUUCAUAUACUUUACAUAUCCUGUUUGCUGUUUCUUCCCCCCUACCUCUCUUUCUCCCCCCCCCCCCCCCCAAAGUACGCCCUCCCUCGCUGGUUGCCAUAGAAAUGUUGCCCCCACCACCACCUCGUGGGCCAGUUGUUCCUGCUCUGGUGUUGUUUGUGGAUUGACUGUAGAAGGGGUCCAAGUGGUCCAUAGGGCCCAAAUCCCCUCGCUAGAGGAAAAACAACAAAACGCCUCAAUGAAAAAAAAAACUUGCGGUGCCAAACACACGUUCCACUGCCCUGCCUUCACAGGCCCUCAGUGGGAGACCUUCCGCUUUGGGAAGGGGUGGGGGGUGUGCAGUCAUGGUCCAACCCGGAGAGGAUUUGUGCAAAAGUGGCCAGCCCUCACUCUCCUGUCUCAGGGGGUAGUUGUCUGAAAGGCAAGGCUGCAUCUCUGCAUCAUUUUGUAAAACGAGUGGUUUCAGCUGAAAUCCUCCCCCUCAGUCCCAAAUGUUCAACACCCUGAGGCAGGACACUGUCCAUCCACUGAAAAGCCCAAACUCACCCUUGCAGAGUGCAGAGGUGUUUUCAGAGGAGUGGUUUUUGGCUGCUGAAAGGUUGUAUGUCACUGACGGGGAUGCGCUGAAUCAGGGAUUCGCGCGAGGCCCUUUACGCUUUACUCCACGGUUCCUCUCCCUGUACAGGGCUGCAGGGCACCCGUAAUCCCAAAGGAUCUUGUUAAGAAAGCUCCAUUUAGUCACACAAUUCUGGCACCAAAAAUAGAAGUAACUGCAUGGGUUCUGGGUUGUAACCAAAAUGCUCUGAACUUUUAACAAAUGUGACUUUUUAAACUUUAUCCACAAUAUGAGGUUGGGAGUCCUCCCCAUGAAUGAAAACGCACCACUUUUUUCUUCUCAAGACGGACGGCACGCUUCAUGGUACUGUUGAAUCUGAAGUACAGAGUAUUUGAUUUGCUUGGUGGUCUUAAGGUAAAGGGCAACAGCUUCAGUGAAUGUUACUCACGUAAACCAGUUCAAACAUGUACAGUUCUCAUCCCUGAUCAAAACUGUUAAAUAGUCUCUUCCAGAAUAGGGUUAGGGUUUUAUAUUUUUUACAUUUACAUAACUGGUAAAUAUGGAAAAAAAUUAUAUUCAAAAGGGGAAAACAUUCAACUGGGUUUGUUUGUCAACCUCAUUCUUUCUGUGGUGAUGGACAAAGUGCUACUUAAUAGAAACACCUAUGGAGAAAAGUACUUUUUUAAAUGUAUAUAAAAAAAGAUUUGCCAUUUGCUAUGGGUACAGCAUUCUUGAUUUUGAAAUGUUAUUGUAGUUACUAUAAUUUGAGCUUCUGAUAGGCGUAUUCACUGCACUGAGGGAAAAACUGAUUGGUUUUGUCAUUUUAUUUUUUUGUUACAGAUUGUGUUAACAAAUAUAAAAGGAGCUCACUGUCAACAGCAGCAAGGUAGUUGAAUAUUGUACAUUUGUCUUGAGCUAUUAGACCAUCUUCCUGGUCACAAAAAAAGGAAAA
Messenger RNA from Conger conger (European conger), 3764 nucleotides. It is a transcript of the gene ube2kb, whose product is annotated as ubiquitin-conjugating enzyme E2Kb (UBC1 homolog, yeast). Gene Ontology annotation, biological process: proteasome-mediated ubiquitin-dependent protein catabolic process; protein polyubiquitination. The coding region runs from base 1088 to 1381 and encodes 97 amino acids. Gene Ontology annotation, molecular function: protein binding; ubiquitin conjugating enzyme activity. The transcript is spliced from 7 exons. Gene Ontology annotation, cellular component: nucleus. NCBI's taxonomy places the organism in Eukaryota, Metazoa, Chordata, Actinopteri, Anguilliformes, Congridae. The record is from RefSeq and is a predicted model, not a curated record.